Tigriopus californicus is the source of this 774-nucleotide messenger RNA. RefSeq lists its product as uncharacterized. The record is from RefSeq and is a predicted model, not a curated record. The transcript is spliced from 2 exons. The coding region runs from base 1 to 612 and encodes 203 amino acids. Lineage: Eukaryota; Metazoa; Arthropoda; Copepoda; Harpacticoida; Harpacticidae.
AUGAGCGUCCACCGAUUUCGUCUGAGCUUGGUUUUGAUCAUCACCGUGGCCUUGAUUGGCCCGACGGAUGCAUUUAUCGGGAAUAUUGGCCAAACCAUAGUGGAUGGGAUCAAAUCCGCGUUCUGGGGGGCGGUCUAUGGGAUUGGGUCGGCUAUUAAGAAUUUCAUAUUGUGGUCGGCCCGCACUAUUAAGAGUGCUGUGCUCUAUGUGGCCGCAGACAUGGUGGAAGCCGUUUCAGCCGCAGGAUCUGCCAUUCGACAAAGAGCUUCCUCUAAUCUGGAUGGGGUAUUCGGUGUGUUCAAUACCGGUCAACGCGAGCUUCUCAUUCAAAUGAUGUCUACUGCACCCCUUCCCAAAGAAUAUUACCUCCGACCAUUCGAUCUGGAUGGGGAACUAGCUCAUUUGGAUGCCCUGAUUGAUUUUGUUUUGGGCCUGUCUAUUACUGCGCUCUGCUUUGUGUCACUUGUGACCUUGGGCUUCGUUGGCCUUUUCGCUUUAUACCGUUCCAUGAGGCAUGAGCAAGAAUUUCUUCUAGACUUUGAGACCAAUAUGGAAUCAAAGUUGAAAGAGGCUCUAGAGGAGCAUAAAAAGUUGAAAUUCGCCGAGCUUUGAAUCUCAAUAGACAUGGAAAUCCUGAUUUAUGGAGAAACCUUAACAGAACGCCCUGCGGUUGAUGGAGCUUUCUGUUUCAUCUGGCCCGAUGUUUGUAAACAUUUUCGUGGCUUUCACAUGAAGAGAACGUAUGUUGAAUGAAUAAAGUUUUCUUGCUGAUCA